GAUUGUUUGUUGUCAAAAUGGAGUUCUUACUGGGAAAUCCGUACAGCACUCCCGUGGGCCAGUGUAUAGAGAGGGCCACAGAUGGAGGCCUACAGAAUGAGGACUGGACCCUCAACAUGGAGAUCUGCGACAUCAUAAACGAGACAGACGAAGGGCCAAAAGACGCCAUGCGGGCACUGAAGAAGAGACUUUGUGGCAACAGGAACUACAGAGAAGUGAUGCUGGCGCUAACGGUAUUGGAGACGUGUGUGAAGAACUGCGGCCACAGGUUUCACGUCCAGGUGGCCAACAGAGAUUUCAUCGAUGGCGUGUUGGUUAAAAUCAUCUCCCCCAAAACCAAUCCUCCCACCAUCGUACAAGACAAAGUGCUGUCGCUCAUACAGGCCUGGGCUGAUGCCUUCAGGAGCAGUCCUGAUCUAACUGGUGUCGUCCACAUUUAUGAAGAACUGAAGAGGAAGGGCAUUGAGUUUCCGAUGGCCGACCUGGAUGCAUUGUCUCCCAUACACACACCUCAGAGGGGAACACCAGAGGUGGACCCAGCCAUGAUCAAGUACCUGGCCCCGACCUCCCCUGCUGCAGCGCCUCCUAAACCCUCCCCUCCCCCUCCCCCUGCCGCCACACCGGCCUCCAGCGUGCCCAGCCCCAUCACAGCAACCCCUGAACAGAUCGCCCGGCUGCGCAGCGAGCUGGACGUAGUGAGAGGAAACACCAAAGUGAUGUCAGAGAUGCUGACAGAGAUGGUUCCUGGGCAGGAAGAGGCCUCUGACCUGGAACUGCUUCAGGAGCUGAACAGAACCUGCAGGGCGAUGCAGCAGAGAGUGGUGGAGUUGAUUUCACGCGUCUCUAACGAAGAAGUGACCGAGGAGCUGCUUCAUGUCAAUGACGACCUCAACAACAUUUUCCUCCGAUAUGAGAGGUACGAGAGGUACAGGUCGGGUAGAGCUGCACAGAACAAUGGGAUGUUAAGCGAAGCCACAGAGGACAACCUGAUCGACCUGGGCCCGGGCUCCCCGGCCGUGGUCACACCCAGGAUCAGCUCCAGCUGCAGCCCUCCACCCCACUCCACCGCUGGGGCCACCGCCUCCCCGGCCCACAACCCCACCACAGCCUCGCUAUCAUCUGCACUGGCUAGUAUUGAUGUGGGCUCAGAGAGCGCUAGUGGGUCCCCGUCCACUCUGCCGGCCCGCAACAAGGACGACUUCGACAUGUUCGCCCACACCAGGAGCAGCUCUCUGGCUGAACAGCGCAAAAAUGUAAAGUACGAGGACCCUCAGGCUCUGGGCGGCCUGGCCUCGGCUCUGGAUGUGAGACAACAGAACACAGGAGGGCUGAGUGUAAAAGGGGAUGAUAACCCAGCAGAUCAGGAGCUGCCCAUAGACAGCUGGCUUAUUACCCAAGGAAUGAUCCCCGUAUCGCAGUCCUCUGUCAUGGAUGACAUAGAGGAGUGGCUCUGUGCUGACGUGAAAGGAGAUGCUUCUGAGGAAGGGGUGACCAGUGAAGAGUUUGAUAAGUUCCUGGAGGAGCGAGCCAAGGCGUCCGACUCUGUGCCGUCUCCCCCCGGAGCUAACCCGGCUCACCCCGCUCGUGCCUCUGGCGGCUCCCACAAGAAGGCCGAGCGGACGGAGGACGCCCUCUUCGCCUUGUAGACUUCUCAGAGAACCUCAAUCUCUCUCUCGGGGCGUCUAAAGGUCCUCGCCCUUAAAUGAUUCCUCCCAAACAGUCCCUCCGGUCCCAUUUCAUCGCUGGCUGGCUGUGGUUUAGCAGGAGAUCUCUCCGACUCCUUGUCAGUCUCUCGCCACAGUGUUAGCGCUCUAACAUGCAGAGGUCCAACAUGUUUACUGCGCUCACAUGCGUGUUACUAUAUAUGGAUGUAUUAAUCUGUUAGUGUGGGAUGUGCUACUAGCAGCCCUGCGUCUCAUUCGUAACGCUCCACCAAAGGAAGACAACAGAAAUUGUCUGAUGUGGUUUAAAAAUGUGGUAUAUUACUGCAAGAUUAAUGGAAAAAGUUGGAAAAAAGGUCCAUGCAUUGAGUCAGUAUGGAAGAAUACAAUUAGGAUUAUAUUGUUUUGCUUUGGCUAAUGGCUAAUUUAUGCAUUUAUUGUUUUAAUAGUUUGUUCUGUAGCGCUGUGGUUAUGGUCCAGCCAUGCAUUUUUAUUCUCCACUUAGAGCUCGAGUCAUUAUUUUAAUACUGAGAUAUGCAAAUUACCCAAUUUGCCGGAAUAGAUUGGACAAAAGAGUUGUGUUAUAGGGCUAAUUUUGCUAACUAUUAAUAUAAUAGCUAAACUAUUCAGCCCUACAAAGUCUAACUGCAGUAACUACACAAAAGGUAAAACUGAGAAAAACUGCUUUAAAGUUUUUUAACUGGCCAGCCAAAUGGGUUAUAGGUAGAUAAGUUAUAUGACACUUAUUUCUACAUGUAUUGAUGAUGUCAUUUUUCCACUCAAGAUGAUUUAUUUGACCUUUGACCCCAAAUAC
Messenger RNA from Centropristis striata (black sea bass), 2475 nucleotides. RefSeq names its product TOM1-like protein 2 (gene tom1l2a). The record is from RefSeq and is a predicted model, not a curated record. The transcript has 16 exons. The coding region runs from base 18 to 1646 and encodes 542 amino acids. Gene Ontology annotation, biological process: signal transduction. Gene Ontology annotation, cellular component: membrane; endosome. Gene Ontology annotation, molecular function: ubiquitin binding; clathrin binding; phosphatidylinositol binding. Lineage: Eukaryota; Metazoa; Chordata; Actinopteri; Perciformes; Serranidae.